This is a messenger RNA of Drosophila willistoni, 2417 nucleotides long. RefSeq names its product T-box protein H15 (gene mid). Gene Ontology annotation, cellular component: nucleus. The record is from RefSeq and is a predicted model, not a curated record. Gene Ontology annotation, biological process: positive regulation of DNA-templated transcription; regulation of transcription by RNA polymerase II; cell fate specification. NCBI's taxonomy places the organism in Eukaryota, Metazoa, Arthropoda, Insecta, Diptera, Drosophilidae. The coding region runs from base 305 to 2095 and encodes 596 amino acids. The transcript is spliced from 4 exons. Gene Ontology annotation, molecular function: DNA-binding transcription factor activity, RNA polymerase II-specific; RNA polymerase II cis-regulatory region sequence-specific DNA binding.
CCUUCGCGCACACACUCACUCCGCGUAGUUGCGCUGCAUUUUAUUGAAGUUCGUGUGAAGAAACAGACAUAAGAUACAAACAAACAACAAACCUACAGAUACAUUUUGAGUGUGAGCAAAAACGGUGUGUGUUGUGCGUGUGUGUGUUUUUCCCUAAAAUGCUGCAAAUUCUUUAAGUGCAAAUUGUGUUGACAAGUGCAGAAGAAGAAAAACCAAAUAAAUCUGAACUAUCCCUAUCCAAAGAGGAUAAAUAGUAAUAUAUAUAUCUCAAAGUUGAGAGAAUUUAAGAAUAUUAACAAACAAAAUGUUGGUCGGUUCACAUCCUUAUUUGUGCAAUGGGGUAUUACCACCUGUGCCCGGUGUGGCAGCACCCAAUAACACAUCCACAGCGACCACAACACAAACGGGCAGCAAAAGUGCCGCCGGCUCGGCAACGGAUUUCUCCAUAGCAGCCAUAAUGGCACGCGAGGAUGCCUCCAGUCGGGAGUCCUCAGUGCGUAGUGCAAGUCCAAUUUCGGUUGAGGAUGAAGUUGAUGUUGAUGUUGUUGACUGCAGUGAUGUUGAGGAGCCACCAGUUAAAGCUCGUCGUCUAAAUAACAACAACAAUAACAACAGUAACAACAACAACAAUGUGGCAAAUCACAUCAAUUCAAAUCACAAAAGCCGCCACAAUUCAGUUGGCGGCGCCGGCGCUGUUGCCGCUGCCGCUGCUGCUGCUGUCGCCGCUGCUGCUGCUUCCGCCUCGGCUGAAUCCCAAUUAAACACAAGCUCCACAAGCAGCCAAGGACGCUGCUCAACGCCACCGCAAUCACCCGGCACAGAGGAUAGUGAGGAACGUCUGACACCCGAACCCGUACAAAAGGCACCAAAAAUUGUUGGUUCCUGUAAUUGUGAUGAUCUCAAGCCAGUGCAAUGCCAUUUGGAAACGAAAGAGCUGUGGGAUCGCUUUCACGAAUUGGGCACAGAGAUGAUCAUUACCAAAACUGGCAGAAGAAUGUUCCCCACGGUGCGAGUCAGUUUCUCGGGUCCAUUGCGUCAGAUACAGCCUGCCGAUCGUUAUGCCGUCCUGUUGGACAUAAUACCCAUGGACUCGAAACGCUAUCGGUAUGCAUAUCAUCGAUCGGCCUGGCUGGUGGCUGGCAAGGCAGAUCCAGCGCCUCCAGCACGACUCUACGCCCAUCCGGACAGUCCCUUUAGCUGUGAGGCGUUGCGCAAACAAGUUAUCUCCUUUGAGAAGGUGAAACUGACUAAUAACGAAAUGGAUAAGAACGGACAGAUUGUCUUGAACUCUAUGCAUCGGUAUCAGCCACGCAUUCAUUUGGUACGUUUGAGCCAUGGCCAGAGUAUACCCAGUAAUCCCAAAGAACUGCAUGACCUGGAUCACAAGACCUAUGUCUUCCCCGAGACUGUGUUCACGGCGGUGACCGCCUAUCAGAAUCAGCUGAUAACCAAAUUGAAAAUCGAUUCGAAUCCAUUUGCCAAAGGUUUUCGCGACUCUUCGCGUCUGACAGACUUCGAUCGUGAUCCCAUGGAGGCUCUGCUAUUGGAACAGCAGCUCCGUUCGCCCCUGCGUCUCUUCCCCGAUCCGCUGAUGCAGCAAUUUGCCGCCCAGCAAGGUGACCCCGCCUCCAUGGCUCUGUUCGAGAAGGCGCGACAACAUUUGCAAAUGUUUGGCGGCAAUUCGCCAUACGCCCAACUGAUGAUGCCCCAGAUGUAUCAGGCGGCGGCCGCAGCUGCCGGCCCUCCUCCCCCACCGCCGGGUCUGGGAGCUUUUCAUAUGUUCCAGCAGCAAUGGCCGCAAUUGACAGCCGGAUUCUUGGCCAGCGCCAAUCAACAGGCGGCCGCUGCUCAGGCAGCUGCCCAGGCGCAGGCGCAGGCUCAAGCUGCCGCCGCUGCCAUCGCCGCCAAUCGUACCCCACCGCCGCCACCCCCAGCGUCCACACCCUCGUCCACGUCCUCUGGAUCGCCGUCGCCCGAUAUGCGACCGCGUCAAUACCAGAGAUUCAGUCCAUACCAGCUGCCAGCCGGUGGUCCUCCGCCUCCGGCGGCUGUCUCACCGCCAGUCAUGGGUUCGCAGCGCAGCCCCGCCCACUAGAAAAAGGUGCGAAAGGGCUGAAAAGUUCUUGCCAAGAACAGUAUUACACAAAAACACACAAAAACAAAAAAAAAGAAAGAAAGGAAAACUUACUAAAAAAGGAAAAACUAAAAGCUGUUUAAAUGUUGUAAAUUAUUGUAUUUGUUGUUUUUAUCUUUUCGAGAGAACGAGAAACCAGGAAAGAGAAGAAAAUUGUUGUAUAAAUUCUCACCCCCUCUUCCCACUCUUCCCCCACCUUACCCCCCCACCCAAUCACUUGUCGUUUUGUACAGUUCAGUUUUGUUUUUCUUCCAUUUCCAUUUGCGCCUCUAGAGAAUUUUUU